AUGGAAAAAGAGCUCACGACUGCCACCAACAGCGAAACGCAGGCGUGGCGAGCAUCUUCGACGCCUUCAGACUUUUCGCAAAGUGCUAACGCCUAUGGUGACUCGCCGAGGCGGAGACAGUAUCAGAGCUGCGACUAUUGUCGCAAACGCCGCAGGGCUUGCAAUGCCAUUCGACUCGGCAUUAAUCCGUUUAAGCAAGGUCAGGAUGAUGCGAAGGAAAUAGCAUGCACCACAUGCCAUCGCGCUAACAGAAGUUGCACUUUCAACUGGCUGCUUGACGGCUCAAAAAAACUACCCCCAGGUAUCAAGAUCCAGCUUCCCGCACAGGUUCGCAAGAUACCAACGGAAAACGAGACGCUCAAGACCUCCAGACCUUCCGUUGCUAGCUCAUCAGCGAGCGUUUCGGCAGAAUCACCUACCUCGGGUGUAGAUAAAGCAGCGCGUUGUGAGAAAAAUGAAGGAUAUCCAGCAGUGCACCACAGAAGCCCCCCUAACGUAGUAACGGCCUUUUUCGUUGGGAAAGAUCCAUUUCAAUUCUCCGUGCCGGAAAACGUCGUCGGUCAGCCUGAAUCAGAAGGCGGAGAGGUUCAAUCUUUCUACCCCACCCCUUGGUCAUCAACGCCUCUAUCCGUAUAUGAUAUUCCUCCGGCUGAAGGGUUGACCCAACACCCGUGGGAGACGAGGUCUGCAGUGAUCGAGAAUCUAUCUCAUAUCGCUUCGAGAAGCGACGAAGUGGGAGGUAGUACGGCGUCAAUAGGUGCAUUCUAUGAGGAAGACCUGCUCGAAGAAUCAGAAGAUCCUAAGUGGCGGCUUCGGCAGACACAAGGCCUUCGUCACGAGAGGAGGCAGGAAGAGUCUUAUAUGGACUCUGUAAAUACUCGACAAGCCAUCGCUGAUGUAGUACCACGUCAGCGCCCAUCAUUUCUGGCCGGGCCGGAACUUAACCUCACCAGUUCUUCCAUAAAGUCCUUUUUUAUCGCCGGCCUAAAAAAAAUAUACGAGAAUAGCAUGGAGACGUCUUUAUCUUGCUGGGUGACGAGGGAGAACUCACCAUACGAAAAGCGGAUCUGGAGUUUAAGACGGCGCACAGCCUCCCGGAUCUCAACCGACUCAACACCCUCGAAUCUCUAUCAGCGCGCCUACUACCUUGAUAAUGUCCUAUCCACGCUUCGACCUAAUCCUCUUACCGCAGCAGAGAACGCCUUAGCAUCCGAGGUGCUCGGUUUGGCUGUGCUUGCCUUUGCAAGCCAGUGGCCAUCAUCGACGCGAUCAUCAUCGCAAGGAGGUGUAUCUGCUGCAGACAUUAGUGAGAAGUUCACCACCCCAAAGCUUUUGGAUUCGAACGAGCUAGAAUAUAUGAUCCGACAGAGCCUGUGGACGCAGCUCAACAAGUGCCUCACCCGUCUCUCCGACUGUGACUCCUUCCGUGUCAUUACCGCGAAGCUAAUACUGUUCUUUAUUACUAGACCACUAAAUUGGGAGGAAAAGAUUCUCAUGGAGGAAUUCAUUAAUGCUGACGCGUUGCCAAAAGAGUCUCGAGGUGAAGCAUCAGCCAAAGUUGACUCUCAGGAUGCCGCCGCUGGCACGCAGUCAUCUAAGCAUUCAACCAAACGUACUUCGAGAAAGCCUCAAACACUCUUCGACCUACUAAACCCUGAAGAUCCCAUUGAUCAUUUGUCAGUUGUUAUGCAGCAGCUCUCUACCUGGAGCACACGAAUCAAAAUCUUCUUGCAUAGAACAUCGUUAGCUGGACAAACUGCGAACAUACCUCUUCUGAACCAGCUCGAACAUGUCCGCCGAGCUGUGCUACAGGCAUGUCCACAAUUCAACCUUCUCUUUUGGUUUUCCAUCAUGCUUGACACGGCACGUUCAACAUUGCACCGCCGACCCCUUGUCUUUGUCGAUACGGAGACGGAAAAUCAUAUCAUCAAGCACGACCCGCAAGAUCUGCCCAGCACUGAAGAUCCUGCGGGCAAUCAAGAGGCUUCUUCAAGCGGCGUAGGAAGUCUCACGCGUGCAUUUCAGAGACUUGAGAUUUGGCAGCCGCUCCAACAAAUGGCCCCAUCUCCAUGCGAUGAUCCGUUUGAGUGCCCGCGUACCGACUUUGAGAAGCGUAUGGCCAGCGUUUUACAGGAAGCUACUCCAAUGACUGUCCUUAUCAUACGCAAGGUCGCACAUCUGCAAGCCGCUAUCAGUGCCAGUUCUACAGACGAUGAAAUCGAGCGCUGCAUCGCUGAGAUACUGAAUGUCUGCGGGACUUGGAAUGUUCGGUACGGUCAAUUUUUGGACAACUGCAUCGCUGAGCAUACAGCGCUUCCAUUUACCGUUAGGUCGUGGUACAUCACAACAUUCGGACACUGGUAUGUCGGAUACCUGAGAGGGAUCGAGCUGAUCGACGACCAUGAUACACGCUCAGCCUCACAUACCAUACAGCGAAGCCUACGGCUCUCCACCUGUCUCAUUCUUCGCCUGCAGAAGGAAGCAAGCUACAGGCUUGCAGAGAUUGCGCACGUUUCCUGCCAAGAUAUCGCUAAUAACGUAAUUGAUAGGACGAACCGAGAAUAUCACUCCUCAAUUCGUCCUGGCUCCAUUCUUACUGAACCGGCUCCAGACGUUAUGAUUUUUGGACUCAAGAGCGCUUGCGACAUCAUGUUGACCUGGUUGCGUAUCCUGCGCGAACCUGUUGCUCCAUUAGACGCCCGAGCAGCUUGGGUUCAGACAAACAUCGAAGCACAUGACAUGGUGAGGCACAUUCGCAGCUGCGUCGACGCCAUGAACCAACUUGGUCGAUUGUCGUCUUUUGCAGAAGUUAACGGAAAGGUAUAUGGAAAACGUCUUGACGAUCUGGUGGAGCUCGAAUCUGCAAACUUGUGCAAAUAUGACCUCUGCAAGAAACACAUCGCUCGCUGGCACUCGGAAGCUUUCGAGUCUCAUCGCAAAACAACCAUUGGAAACAAAACGGAUUGCCAAGAUCCGAAUGAUCUAAACAAGAUUGCGCGAGGGGCAUAUCCAAGUUCUUCCCAAGAAAAAGCUGCGGAGGAAAUGAUCGCAGUGGAGACAGAGCCUCUGAGAGCGGCGACAUCAAGAUCAAGUGUGGUAGAGUCUUUGACGAGUGCAUUUGCAACUGUCGCAUCCCAAGCUGCAGAUGAGUCAAUACCAAUCCAAACAAGGUUGCAAGACCUCGAAAACGUUGGCAAUAAUAGCACUGCUUCCACUCAUACUUUCGAAGCUGCUGUUAGUCCGAGUCAAUCGCGUAUUGAGCAACAAGUUGAACGUGAUCAAAACAAUUAUGCUACUCAGCACUGGGGUAUCUUCGACUUUGCUCUUAGCGCCCCUUCCGUGCCGGUCAACGUUUUGGAUUUCGACAUGCAGCCGAUAAGAUAUCAGCCACCUCUAUGCAACAGCAGUGCCAGUUACGAGGACGGACCGCAAAUGUCACUAGUCAAAAUUACCUCCCAGGCUUUUCGAGAAUCACCAUGGAUAUGGCAGCCCACUCAUAACGACCGUGGUGGCAUAGACAGAAUAAAUUUUCCUUCACCAACGUACCACGCACUUCUCCGCUUUCGCCUUGCCGAGAAAAUCAUUCCUGAACCCACAAGCCGUAGUGUAUGCGAUCGGAUUUACCGUCUGGUUCUCGAUACGUGCAGUCCAUUAACCCCUUCCUCGUACAUCCAGACCGCUUUGAACUCCAAUCUAGUCAACGCGUUAAUUUCACGAUUCUUGAAAUCACACAGCAUUAGCCAACUGAGUUGGAUUCACAUACCAAGUCUCAAUUUUAUCGAUGAACCACCAGAGCUGCUUCUCGCAAUGUUGGUCGCUGGGGCAUCUAUUUCUCCCGAAUCUGGGAUACGCCGUCUUUCUAACGAACUCUAUGAGCCAUUGCGAAUAGCCACUAGCGGUCUCUUCGAACGCGAUAAUCGCAACAUUCGAGACCUUCAAUCUUUGCAAACAUUUGCUCUUUUGCUAGAUAUAGGCAUUUGGAGUGGAGAUAGGCGUCAAAUGGAGAUUUCUGAGGGCUUUUCCCAUGUACUCAAUACGAUGUUGCGGCGCGGUGGCAAUUUCCAAAGCACACAAGUCUCGGAGGCCUGGCCAGUUGUCUCUGAUGGCCACCAAACCUUGGAGCUCAAAUGGAAAAAUUGGACUAAGGCUGAGUCAUUCAGCCGUCUUGUCUUUCACAUCAUGGUGCGUGACGCAUGUGGUUCAAUGAGUUUUAUUACUCAACCACUGCUAUCUCAAGCUGAAAUAACCCUCUCAGCGCCCAUAAGCUCAGACCUCUGGACAGCCGCAGAUUCCAAAACAUGGGCUAGGCUAUACCAUGAGAAACUAGCACAGAAAGCAAGUUAUUUGCCGUCUGUACAAGAUAUCUGCAAUGAGAAUCUGCUGUUGACACAAUGGGACAAGAUAAUUGACACUCGUGCUUGCAUCUGGCUCAUAUUAUCCAAUUUAUGGGCAAGAAUCUGGAAAUACCAUGACUUACAAAAUAGCCUUGAAGCAGCACCACACACCUCGUGUUCGACCAUGUCUCUGGUCAUAGACACAUUGCGAAAUGAUCUGGAACAAUCAAUUGAAUACUUUCGGCUGGUGGGUGUUCAAUGCAUGGAAGCGUGUGACCCGGGGGCACGAAUGCUCGUAGAGUAUGAGUCCAUGGUGAUCUAUGCUCCCAUUGAAGAUAUUCAAAGGCUUGUGGGAAAGUAUGGAGAAGAUGCAGCCCUUAAAGUUCAACCCAAAAUGGAAAUCUGGGUAUCGAGUAACCGAGCACGCAAAGCAUUAUGGCAUGCAGGCCAGAUUUUUCGUGCGGCAAAAUGUGUCCCUGUCGGAGCCUUACGUGACUAUCUGGCGGUUACAGUUUAUCAUGUUGGCAUCAUUUUUUGGGCAUAUGCAAUCCUAAAGCAUAACUCAGCUCCAAUAUGCGCUCUGCAAGACGAAGAACAGGUUCACUUAGAUGGCGACGAGGGCACACUUGUGCAACGCUUCGUGGCUCUCGGACGUGGUACUCCUGUCAUCAAGCUUGAUGGUCACAUAUCUCCAUCUGGCGUGGAUGAAGCCCUUGCAAUAAACUCCCCGUGUCAAGUCAUGAAAGCAAUCAACGUGUUAAUUAUUCACGGCGCAAGUGGGGGAGUAGAAGAAGCGUGCCCUGAUCUUGUUCGGAAGUUAAGUAGGCUAAUCCAUACGUUAAGCUAUGCAGCGCAAGUAAUGCUAUGCCUGCGAGGCUAA
Messenger RNA from Verruconis gallopava, 5214 nucleotides. RefSeq lists its product as uncharacterized. Lineage: Eukaryota; Fungi; Ascomycota; Dothideomycetes; Venturiales; Sympoventuriaceae. Gene Ontology annotation, biological process: DNA-templated transcription; regulation of DNA-templated transcription. The record is from RefSeq and is a predicted model, not a curated record. Bases 1 to 5214 code for a protein of 1737 amino acids. Gene Ontology annotation, molecular function: zinc ion binding; DNA binding; DNA-binding transcription factor activity, RNA polymerase II-specific. The transcript is spliced from 3 exons.